Messenger RNA from Helicoverpa zea (corn earworm), 2392 nucleotides. Its product is annotated as sugar transporter SWEET1. Gene Ontology annotation, biological process: carbohydrate transport. Lineage: Eukaryota; Metazoa; Arthropoda; Insecta; Lepidoptera; Noctuidae. Bases 174 to 860 code for a protein of 228 amino acids. The transcript is spliced from 5 exons. Gene Ontology annotation, cellular component: membrane. Gene Ontology annotation, molecular function: sugar transmembrane transporter activity. The record is from RefSeq and is a predicted model, not a curated record.
CUGUGCUGUUGACAGUUAGCAGUCCCCCCUUUCCACUCCACCAUAAUUUUCAUUCAGUUUAAAAUUGCAUUUCUCGUGUGUGGUUGUACUGUGUUAUAGUUUUACAAUAACCAUAAUCUUACAGGAAUAACCGACAUUUAAUUCAUUUACCUUGUACUUUUACCGAAGCAAUCAUGUUGGACGUACUAGCCGAUGUGCUGCAGCCUUACAAGGAGGUGGUGGGUAACACCGCCGCUAUUGUCACCGUGGGCCAGAUGUUCUCCGGCUCCUUCAUCUGCUGGGACAUCUACAAGCAGGGAGGCACCAGGGGUAUCGGCAUCAUGCCCUUCCUUGGUGGUAUUAUUAUGAGCGUUCUCAACUUGAAAUUCGGCUACAUUCUCCGCGACGAUAAGAUGAUCCAAGUAAACUUGGUCGGUUUGGCCCUUAACAUUAUCUACACUAUGAUAUACUUCAACUACACACAUGAGAAGAUGAAGGUUUGGGCACAGAUCGGCCUCUCGGGAGCAUUCUCUGCCGCUCUUAUUGGUUAUGCUCAAAUGGAGGACCCGAAGCUGGUUGAGAACAGAUUUGGAACUAUCAUCACCGCUUUCAUGUUCUAUUUGAUCGCUUCACCGCUGUUUGGACUGAAAGAAAUAAUCAAGAACAAGAGCACUGAGGGAAUGCCGUUCCCCAUCAUCCUGUCAGGAUCCGUCGUGACCUUCAUGUGGCUGCUGUACGGCAUCAUACUCAGGAAUAAGUUCCUUGUUGUACAAAAUCUUGUAGCAGUAGUUCUGUGCGGAUCGCAACUGGCUCUCUUCGUGAUCUAUCCUUCGAAACCGAAGGGCAAGGAAAGGAAGCCCAAAGCUAAGAAAGCCGACUAAAUCAAAUAGGUAGGACAAAACACAAUGUUGCCUCGGUAGGAAGUAGGUAGUCUCAUUUUUCUUACCUUUCUUGAGAGAGACUGCGCCGUAGCUCAAUUAAUUUUUAAUAUAUAUUAAAUAUUUAUAUUUUAUACAUGACGUAUAAAUUGCAUUUUUAAUAAAUAGCAGACAAUAGGUGAGAUAAAUUAGACUUGUAUUGUAAUUAGCGAAAAAUCUGGAUGAAUUGUAUGGGUAAAAAGUUUUUAUAUGGCUUCUGUGAAAGCCUAUGAUAUUUUCUUCCGUUAUUUUACGCGUUUGAUAGAUUUUUAUACUUACUGUUAUUCAUUGAAAUGAUUAAAAAAAAAAUCUAUUUCGAAUUUCUCUUUAAACUUCCUUUUAAAAAAUCCGUUUUCAGAUCAUGUUAGAUUUAUUUGUAAAUGACAUUCCGUUUUGUGGGAUAGUUAUAGAAAAAUCAUAAUGAAAUCCCGGCGUGUUAAAGUAAUCAUAGUAACCAGUAACCUAUCUAUGAUACCUAUCUAUUUUAUAAACCUUAAUAUAUGUACAAAGUGUGAUAUUGUAUAAUCAUAGCGUGUUUUGAUCAAACUUAUAAUACUAUAUUGAUAUCUAAAUCAUAAAUCAUUCUGAUUUGUACCAUUGUUAUGGUUUAUCUAAGUUUUCAAUGGUAGCCAUGGAAAGAUCACCACUAACCACCCAGUUUCCAUUCACAGUGAAUGGUAAACAAUAUGCAUAUAUGGCUUAUACCAUGUCUUUUAAUGAUACGGAAUAAUUUAGGUUUAGAUAUCAACAUAGCCUGUUGUGUUGUAAGCACUGAGCGCCUGGUUAGACUAGGAGCGAACCUCAACGAAGUUGGGACCUUAUACUGAACAAGGCAACGUUUAAAACCGAUCCACAUCAAACUGUGGUUUAAACUCGGUUUUACUGGUGUUCGAAUCGGAUUUAAAAGUACCUAUAAAUUAAUGCCACAAUUAUCCGAAGUAAAAUGACGGAUAAGCUGUAAAAAGUACACUAAAAUCAAGUUGAUAUAAUUCAGUUGUUUUUAAUCUAAGGUUAAAGUGUGUAACGUCUUUUUAUUCAUAUUGUAAAUGCUCAAUAUCAAUCAAGUAUUAAUUUUCUGAGUCACAUUUUGUAGAAUUAGUAAUAUCUAUAUUCACUUGGUCUCACGGACUUAUGUCAAGAAGCUUAGAGGUAUACUGGACGUUGCGCUUGAAACUAAAAGUCGCUUUGAUAAAACUCAGAAACAUUCACUGCAAUUUUUAAAUAGGAGGAUAUAUAUCCCUUUUACAACACCAAAAAUCACAUCCAUUAAUUACACACUUGGUUCUUGAAGUCCUUGUUAUAUUAACUCCAUAUUUGUAAGCUUCUUGACCAAUACCAUUUACCUCGUUUGCUGUAAAUAUUUAUAUGUAACAAAUUUUCUUUGUGACAAUACGUAUAUCAGUUAUCAGUGUUGCCGUAUUUUUAAUAUAAUCCUCAUGUUGUGAUAUCAAACCUGUGAGAUUGUAAAAUGAAAUGAAAUAAACUUUUUAUUAUAA